This is a messenger RNA of Daldinia caldariorum, 1375 nucleotides long. RefSeq names its product DUF862-domain-containing protein. The coding region runs from base 375 to 1151 and encodes 258 amino acids. Gene Ontology annotation, molecular function: deubiquitinase activity. Gene Ontology annotation, biological process: protein deubiquitination. Lineage: Eukaryota; Fungi; Ascomycota; Sordariomycetes; Xylariales; Hypoxylaceae. The transcript has 2 exons. The record is from RefSeq and is a predicted model, not a curated record.
GUCUGGUACAUUAGCUGUAUCAAUUGCAUUGUCUUUCGCGGUUGCCUCGAGGGUAAACGUAAUCUGCUUAUUUGUACCGUAACUUUUAUUUGUGAACCUUUUCUUUUUUGUUUUAUUCACGAUGAUUCUCCGAACCUCCGUCAUAUAGUAAACGUAGGAAUAUUCUCGUUCGAUUCACUUUACUUGACUAGUAGAAAACGUCUAGAAAAACCAAUAACUACAGCAAACUAUCUUUGGAUGUAGAUCAUCCUCCCCGCCAACAUUAUAAGAUACCCUACCCUAAGACUUAAGUACCUCCUCCUCCUCUCCAAUACGUUAGGUACUCGACCACGCUAUACUUCCGUUUGUCGACACUCAAACCAAACAUACAAAAUAUGUCUUCCAAGAAGUCAUCGUCCCACAGGACAUCAAGGCAAUCCCAUCGUUCAACUCUGUCGUUAUCGAGGACAGAAAUCGUGAUCAAUGUAUAUGAUCUAUUACCUCCUAGCCGUCUCUCUUCAGUCCUCUGGACAGUUGGCGCCUCUCUACUACAUUCGGGCGUCGUGAUAAAUGGGAAGGAGUAUGCUUACGGUGGUCACGACCAACCCGGCUUAACCGGUGUUUACUGGACACAGCCCAAGACCGAACCGCCUGGGGGUACUUUUAGGACCGAAAUCCUGCACGGGUUCUCUUUCGCAACUCAAGCCGAAAUCGACGCCAUCAUUCGCCAUGCUUCCGACGAGUUCCUAGGCACCUCUUAUAAUCUACUCACGAGAAAUUGCAAUCACUUCACCAGUUACCUCUGCAAGAAGCUCACUGGUCGGCCUGGGCCUGGAUGGCUUAACCGCGCGGCAAGUAUCGGUGUCGCUUUUCCCUGCGUAGUGCCCCGAGACUGGAUCGAACCGCCUGAUUUCGAGACGGCAGAUGGUGAGCUGUUGGAUGAAGAGGGCCUUGACGACCACGAAAGAACAAGAAUGCUUCGGGAAGAGAGUGCAAGAAGACUAGCAACGCAAGAGAGCGAUGACGAUGGAGGAUAUUCGAGCCGGGCUAGCGAAGAAUUGAGUCGUCAUAGCAAGAGCGGCAAAGGAAAAGGUCGAGCAAAGGAUUCGAGCGGACGAAUAUUACCACCUGCCGAGCGAGCUCCGUCAUCUGGUAGACCGAGCAUCUCUUGAAUAGGGGAGGUGACAGAGGUGACAGAGGUGACAAAACACUGGAUUACACUGGUCUGCAUUCCGAGGCGUUAGGUUGGGGUGCCACGGCAAUUUGGUAGGGCGGCGUUACAUGAAUUUUGAUUGAUACCAAAGGCACACUCCGUCGUUUACAUAGGGCGCAUUUCGCGCUCUUUUAAACCAUUCAUAUACUCAAUGAAAUUUGCUGGAUGAUAUUGUACACAAAU